GUUAAACCUUGAUGUCCCUAAAUACCUCGAUACCCUAAUACCGCAAUUCUUCAAGAGAAGUUAAGCCUAUUAGAGAAAUUGUCUAAGCGGAUGUAAUUAAAAGUGCCAGAUUGUUAAGCAGAGACAAAGUUAAAGUGAAAUAAAAUACUUCUAUUGGGGAUUGUAAUCAAUAUACUAUCAAUAGUGAAUAGAAGUAAAAGAAAAGUGAAUAAUUCCUUUCAUGACAACAGAAGUAUUUCUUAAAAUGAAAAUACUAACAUUCUUUCUGGAUAUUUAGCUAAUGCUUUUCAGGAAAAAAAGGAAAAUAUUUAAAGAAUUCAGAUGUAGGAUAUCACAAAUAAGAAUAAAUGUGAAGAAAAUAAAUAGAGAGAAAUCAAAUAUCUUAUGAGGAUUGCAGCUUUAGAAAAAGAAUCUUCAAAACUUACUGAAUUGGCUGCUAAAUUAAAGAAAGAGAACUAAUUAUUGAAGUAAUAAAAUAAUCAAGAGUUAAUCAUAUAUCAAUUAUAAGAGGCUCUUAAUUUAUCAAAGAAUGAGAAUUAAAUACUAAAAAAGUAAAUUACUCAACUCUAGAAUUCGAAUGCCCCUUGCUUUAAUAAUAGUGUUUAUCGUGUUUAAAAGCACUAAACACUUACCACUAAUUAAACAGUCAAUACUAGUAAUAAUAUAUCUCAAGACAAUCUUAAAUUUAAAGAGUACAUUCCUAGUUAUUUAAUUGCUCUAAGUUUAGCUGAAUGA
This is a messenger RNA of Paramecium sonneborni, 735 nucleotides long. Lineage: Eukaryota; Ciliophora; Oligohymenophorea; Peniculida; Parameciidae. The record is from the annotation of a GenBank genome assembly.